UUUUUUCUUUUUUUUUUUUUAUCCCGAACGCCCGUCGUCAUUGUUUUUCCCGAGGCCACUCUGUCUUCAUGUUCUCUUCCCCCAGGCCGGCAUUGAUCACCUCAGCCUGUCCUAGGGCCGCCGACAAGGGCAAUCUCACCGUGUCAUGCCGUUUGCUGUCCCGUCAUUGUAGCGCCCACACCGGCCUAGUCAUUACACAUACCAUUGUAAAUAGCAUCAACCGCCUCCAUUAUUGUGCUACAUACACAGACCAGGCAUUUUUGCCGCUCCUCGACCGCUCCCCUCUUCCCCCACCUCGCGACCCUCGCUCGCCCACUCGCCCACUUGCGCCCGCCAAGCUCCGCUCCCCUGCGCCCCUGCUGGCGUCUGUGUCAGGCACCCGGUCCGAUCUGGGUCUGAGCACGAUAGGAGCAGGAGGAAGCAGAGGCCGGCCGGCCUUGAAACCAUGAGCAGCACCGCGACUGAUGGUGCGUCCGAGGACCCGGCUGCCAUGCGCCGCAGGCAUGGCGCCGGCCCCAAGCAGGACCCUGCUGAGGUCCCGGCCCCGGCUCCGGCCCCGGCUUCCGACGAAGCUGGGAUCCCGGACCCCAAGGCUAGGAAUCCCCAAAAGACGUACGGUCGUACCCCGGACGGGAUCGUCUUUACUGUGCCGACCACCCAUGACAUGGUCUCGCAGCUACUGGACCCCCGCCAAUCCAAGAACCUAUCAGACAUCAUUGUCCUGGCCAUUCUGGGCAUCCACAUCCUCGGUGCAUACCUCCUCCCCGCUGAUCUGAAGCGGCCCGUCUUUGCCGCAAUUUUCAUGUUUUGGAGGGCGUCGUACAACAUCGGCAUCGGCUACCUCCUGAGGGUCCAAUCGAACCACAGGCUCCUUGUCACAAAGGCCAAGAAGUUGAACCUCUUUGAGGACACGUCCACCGGCAAAAACCCUCGCCCAUGGCUGUACCGCUUCCUCAAGCGCGAGCUUGAGGCCAAGAUCCCCGAAGAUUAUCGCAUGGAGGAUGCGCCCAUCGAGUACAACACGUGGCUCGUCUUCCGCAGGGUUGUCGAUCUGAUCUUGAUGUGUGACUUCGUCUCUUACUGCCUGUUCGCCAUUGUCUGUGGCCACACCCCCGGCGGCGAGGCGCCCUGGAUGAGUGCCAGCCGCUGGCUCACCGGAAUCCUUCUUGUUGGCUUCAACCUGUGGGUCAAGCUCGACGCCCACCGCGUCGUCAAGGACUAUGCCUGGUACUGGGGCGACUUCUUCUAUCUCAUCGACCAGGAGCUCACGUUUGACGGCGUCUUUGAAAUGGCCCCUCAUCCCAUGUACUCGAUCGGCUACGUUGGCUACUACGGCAUCUCCAUGAUGGCCGCCAGCUAUGACGUGCUCUUCAUCUCGAUCCUGGCCCACCUGGCCCAACUCAUCUUCCUCGUCGUCGUUGAGAACCCCCACAUCGAGAAGACGUACAACAAACCGCCUCCCCGCGUUCGUGCCGAUUCCGAGCCCUCUGGCGACAGCACCGCCCUCGCCCAGAUCCAGGACGGCCCCGCGGAUGCCGACUCGUCGGCUGUGAGGGACUCCCCCGUGACCGUGCACAACCUGCUGGGCUUCCGCAACAUGGAUCUGUUCCGCAUCCCCGACUACACCGUUGUGCUGAUCUCUCUGUACCUGGGCACUCUUACCCUCGCCACCCCCAAUACCGAACUGUGGCAGGCUGUCUUUGUUGCCCACGCCGUCUUCUGGCGCCUGUGGUUCUCCAUCGGCCUUGGCUGGAUUCUGAAUCGCCAGUCAAAGGACAAGAUGUUCACGCGUCACUUUGUCAAGUACGGCGAGAGUGCCGGUGAGGCCUGGAGGCAGUGGAAGGGCAUGUACCACGUCAGCACCACAAUCUGCCACGGCUCGUUCCUGGCGGCGUGCUGGAAGAUGUACGAGCUUCCGGCGGACUGGACGCACGAGUGGGUGCUCCUGAAGCACGUCAUCGGCCUCAGCCUUGUUGCGCUGCAGAUCUGGACCGCCGUGAGCAUCUACGACGAGCUGGGCGAGUUUGGCUGGUUCUUUGGCGAUUUCUUCUUCAACAGCCGCGGCAAGCUGACCUACCGGUCCAUCUACCGCUUCCUCAACAACCCAGAACGUGUCAUGGGCUCGGCCGGGCUGUGGGGUGCCGCGCUCAUCACCUGGAGUCGUUCCGUCUUCAUCCUCGCGCUCAUGGGCCAGCUGCUGACCCUAGGCUUCAUCUCGUACGUGGAGAAGCCGCACAUGCAGAAGAUUUACGGCCAGAACGUGCGGGAGGAGGCCGGCCUGACCAAGUUCGUCAAGCGCUCCCUCCCACCGCCGGUCAAGGAGUGGUCCGAAAGCGUGGACCGGGUGCUGGACGACGCCAAGGCCUUUGUGGAGGAGUUUGUCGAGUCGGCGCGUCCCAAGCUUGCCGCCGGCGUCUCCGUGAUGCGCGACACCUCGGCGCUGUUCAACAACUUCCCCGCCCGCCUCACCAUCUCGCAGCUCAACCCGGCCAUGGCAGGCCUGGACCCGACGCGCUACUCAGUCUCGGUCGAGGGCACGGUGGAGCAGAAAGCGGCCAGCGAGCGGUUUACCGGAAAGGAGAGCGUGCAGGGCCGGAUCCCAAAGGACGUCAAAACGCUGGUGUUCGAGUAUGGGGCCCCGAUCCGGGUCAAGUGGACCGCGCCGGCCAACCACAGCAAGCUAGACUGGAUAGGGCUCUACAUGGUGAUCGACAACAGGUCCCGAGAGGUGACCGAGGUGCCAUCGCAAGGUCGCUGGGUGCCCACGUGCCCAGGCGCCUACGAUCGGACGACGGACGACGGUAUCGUGUCGGCGGACCGGCCGGUCGAAUCGAGCCCGGAUCUGGUACAGGGCGAGAUGGUGUUCGAGGGCGACAAGCUGUGGUGGACCCAAGGGACGUUCGAGUUCCGGUACCAUCACGAGGGCAACCACAACGUCAUGUCCAUCUCGGAGCCGUUCGAGAUCAAGAUCGGGCGCUUCGACGACGAAGAGGCGGCCGAUUCCGUGGACGCGGGCGGCGCGCUGUACGAGCGGACGGUGGAGCAGGCGCUGCUCCCGCUAGUACGCAACUGCCUGGACCGCAACCCGGAGGUGGCGCCCGAGACGGUGGACGAGCCGUUUGGCAGCCUGGUCGAGCGGGACAGCAAGUACGCCAAGCGCGUGGUCUAUGCCAUCCGCCACAUGUUUGGCGUCGAGUUUGCUCCAGCAGUUGUUCCCGCCGACGGCAACAUUAGGAAGUUGGCGUGGCGUGUGUGCAACGCCAAGCAGGUCCUGGCGCCGUAUAGCAUGUCGCGCUCCAGAGGCGCCACCACGCCCGUCAACGAAAAGUUUCCACAGACUCCGUAGAGCUGUUUUGGUUUGCUACCAGGGGAAGAGACGUCGAUGUGGAAGAUGGAGGGUUUAGAAGUCAGGUUGAGAGAGAACCAUAGAUAUGUUACUAGAGCAUUCGUGUUUGAGCUGUGCCUGAUUAGAUGUGUUUGUGAGGAGCGAUCCAGGGAUUUGCGUUUCGAAGAUGGCAUAUUGUUGUGGUCCAGCUCAGCUGUAUUAUCAGAGUACCUAACCGCCACUUAAAAUACAUACUGUACCAAAGCACCUAGAUAGCGUUGAUCUUGGCCGGGAGCGGCGCUAGGGUCAGAAGCUCCCGUCUGGCUGCAGGUGAGCGGCCAAGUAAAAAUAGCUGGCUCUCUACGGGCAGUUUCCAUACUGUUUCUCUCCAUGGCCC
Gaeumannomyces tritici R3-111a-1 is the source of this 3722-nucleotide messenger RNA. RefSeq names its product phosphatidylethanolamine N-methyltransferase. The coding region runs from base 446 to 3346 and encodes 966 amino acids. NCBI's taxonomy places the organism in Eukaryota, Fungi, Ascomycota, Sordariomycetes, Magnaporthales, Magnaporthaceae. Gene Ontology annotation, biological process: phosphatidylcholine biosynthetic process. The record is from RefSeq and is a predicted model, not a curated record. Gene Ontology annotation, molecular function: phosphatidylethanolamine N-methyltransferase activity. The transcript has 3 exons.